Plasmodium fragile is the source of this 1866-nucleotide messenger RNA. RefSeq lists its product as uncharacterized. The transcript has a single exon. Gene Ontology annotation, cellular component: outer dynein arm. The record is from RefSeq and is a predicted model, not a curated record. Gene Ontology annotation, molecular function: dynein light chain binding; dynein heavy chain binding. NCBI's taxonomy places the organism in Eukaryota, Apicomplexa, Aconoidasida, Haemosporida, Plasmodiidae. Gene Ontology annotation, biological process: cilium movement; outer dynein arm assembly. Bases 1 to 1866 code for a protein of 621 amino acids.
AUGAUCGACUACUACCACUGUUACACAAAAAAAAAGAGCGAUGUCGGGCUACCGUGCGGGUUCACCAAGUCAAAGAGCCAAGUGGUGGGGCGAAUUGAGCCAAACGGAGAGUUGCAAAAUAAAUACAUGUUCAAGGAAAAUAUAUACUACAGUGAUGAAAACGUAAAAAAACAAAGUGAGUGUUAUGUAAAUAUAGAAAGCGUUAAGUUACAAAACAAAUUUUUUUAUCACAAUGAAGGAGGAUGGACAAAAGAUAUAGAUCUGAGUGAUCAACAAAAUAAAAUAAAAUAUGUUAAAAGAUUAGACAAAGACAUAAAUACAAUUAACAGCGUAAAAAUAUUAAUGAAUGAAACGACGAGAAUUAUUAACAAAAAUAAUAGCAUAGCUAUUUACAAAGAAUAUUUCCAAGAUGAAAAAGAGACUGAAGAGGAGUUCAAAAUAAAGUCGAUGAUAAUUAUUAAAGACAAAAUUAGAAAAUACUCGAGGUAUGUUACUUCCAUCAAAUGGUCAACAGAUAAUACACAAAGACUAGCCAUCUCAUAUUGUGUUAAUAAUUAUAAAAAAAUUUUAAAUGACUCACCAAAAAAUUGUUUAUUAUAUAAUUUAAAUGAAAUUAAUAAUCCGUAUCAAAUUUUAUAUUCAAAAACGUUUAUAAAAUGUUUAAGGUUUAAUCACAAGAAUUCAGAUCUCCUACUUGCUGGGUCCUAUGAUGGGACUGUGAAUCUGUGGGACCUACGCAAGAAAAAUAACUUAUGUGAAUCUUCUUCCAAUCAUGCUAGUCACAAAAAUGUUGUGCAGGAUGUUAUUUGGUUACAGACGAAAACGAACAACCACUGCCUCUCUAUAUCCAAUGAUGGGCUCUGCUUAUUGUGGGACAUACGAAAUUUUAAUGAUCACAUUGAGUCCUUUUCCUUGCACAAGGACAGGGGAGAAGUUUGCCACCUCGUGGAGACUUCCAAUUUGGACGUCUCUUCAUUGAAGAAUUCUCAGGGGGGGGUAGACAUGAGCCAGUUCGUCACUCACGGGGAUAGCAACCCUACUGGGGUGGUAGCGGCCACUGGGGUGACUAAUCAAGCGUUGCACGCCACCGCUACAGACACGGGUGAUGGUGGUGGAGGCGGCGAAGACCCAAUCGCGCUCCCCACCGCCAACCUCUGCUACAGCGCCAACUGCCUCGAAUGGAACUUGGAGGCGGGUCCUUCCAAAAUACUGGUGGGCACAGACGAAGGAUACGUCCUCUCCCUCUCUAAGAGACAAGCAAAAAAUUUAGAGCUGCUACAAAAGUAUGGAGCCUCAAACGAAAAACAUUUGUCUAGCAUUACCAGCAUCAAACGCAUCCCAAUCAAUUUGAAGUAUUUCUUAUCUACCGACAAGUGGGGUUUUAACAUCUGGUCAGAAGACAUUAAAUUUCCUAUAAUCUCGAAUUACUACGACGAGUGUGUUAUUAACAAAGGUCUGUGGAUUAGCGACUCUUCCUUUUUCAUUUUAGCAAGGAAGGACGGCUACCUCGACUUUUGGAACCUACUUUAUAAUUUCAAUGAACCCAUUAUUAAACACAAAGUCUGUAAUUCUUCCAUCAUAGAAAUAGAUGCACAUGUCAAUAAUAAAUAUAUUGCUGUUGGUAAUGAGCAAGGAGAUACUCACAUUUUAAAGUUGGGAUGCUCCUUUUGCAGAAACACCAGUGAGGAGAAGAGCUCACUCGAUCAACUGUUCGAGAGGGAGUCCAAGAGGGAAAAGAAUUUGGAGUACAUCCGGAAGCAGCUCAAUUGUUUUAGGAAGAAACGAGAAUGCCUGAACAUGCAGGACGUGUGUAUAUCCUACGACGUGGUGCAGGAGACGCAGCGCGAGUACGAGUCUGUGUUGUGA